CAUUCACAUCACAUAAAGAACACUGAUUUCAAUGUUGUCAUUGUUACUACAAUGCAGGAACACUAACGAUGGUUUUCACCUGAACAACAAGAUGAACCAGCCACCUGACCCGAAAUAUGGACCGGGUGUGGCAAAUGCAGAUACAUGAACAUGAGAACUGAAGCCACGUCAAAAGAGAAAGUGAAACCAAAUAAAACCACAUCAGAUACAGCACAGCGGAGGAGACGGCAUUGCACAUAGGACCUGCCUUACAUGAGUUUUGAAGAUAGAUAGAUUAGGUCAAAUGGAUGAAUACAAACAUGCGUUGUUCUUCGAGGCAAAAGAUCUGAAAGACAAAGAGAAAGGGAAAAUCAGAAGGUACUUUCAGAUAAGAAGAGAGUCUGGUGGAGGUGAUUGUGGAAUGAUUGAAGAGACAGAAGGCGACACUUAUAAGAUCUGUUUCAAGGAGAAAGAAGACCAGGAAAGGGUUUUGCUGAGGAAGUUUCACACCAUCUCUCUCCCUCGCGGUAAAGUGCGUCUGACAGUGAGCCGAGCGAUGCCAUCGCAGUCUGACGAGCCAUCAUCCUCCAGCUCGUCACAGACAUUCCCAAAACCAAAUACAAAAUGCCUUGAGAUGAUUUUCCCGUUGAACCUUUUCCUCCUGUGCUUCCUGAGAGACAACCCAAAAGCUAAUAAAGUCUUACAGAAGAGACUAUUUUGUAUUGGCUGCACGGUGGAGUUGGAUUUUGAAACGGAGGCGGCAGUGGUUAGGGGGGAUAUUGAGAAGGCCCCGGGAGGAGCCUUCGGUGUGGCAGAGAAGUGGGAGUUACAGGUGGAUCGGGUCUUCACCGGUGUCAAUGAGACCUACUGCUGCUAUACUGCUGUUGAGCCCAAAGAAGUCAAAAUCCUACAGCAGGACCCGUCCUUUGUGACAGACGAUAUCAAAGUGUACAGUGAGAGCGGUUACGUCGUGGUUGUUGGAGAGGUUGAGGCUGUGAAUGAGAGGAUUUCAAUGGUCAAAAAGAGCAUGCCUACCCGGAAGGAAUUACCAAUUGGGGAGAGGCAGUUCAAACUGGUACAAGAAGAGUUCAGUCGAGAAGUGUGUGUGUAUUACCCUGAAGUGAAAAUCCUGAUAGAGCGCAAUACGAUCACCUUGGAGGGCCCAAACAUGGACGUGCAGUCGGGAGCUACGAAACUGGAAGAACUGAUGAAGAAGGUAAAGGAAAAGAGAGUUAAGCUCUGCCCGGCUUUGAUGAGCUUCAUAAAAUCAAGUGACGUCAUCCCAAAGUACGAGGCCCGCCUCCAGCGAAGCCUCAGAAACCCUGUUUCCCUGGAGGCGGGGUCCGACCUGCUCCUGUCCAGUUUGUCCUCGGACGCCCUGGAUGAGGCCGAGGUGGCGGUGCGGAGAGACCUCGCCGAGGAAAAUCUGCCGGCGCAGGGAGCCGCGGCCGCACCUCCGGACCUGGACACCGUGAAGGAAAUCCUCAACAAAGCCAAGAACGAGGCCAACUCUGGAGAGUUCAGAGUGGACGUCAGCUUCAUCCCAGGACCUGUUGGAACCGCAGCCGCCGAAGUACGACUGGUGGGCUACAAAAAAGAUGUGAAAAAGCUCAAAGAGGUUUUGCAUGAAUACCAGAUGAACCAAGUCAGGACACAAGAAGUGCUGAAGCUACCACAUCCUGAACUGCUCAACUGUCUCAAUGAAUUUGUGAACUUGAUUGGCAUGAAGCAGAUCGAGGUGACCUUAACGACCUCUUCUUACCCAUACCCAAAUGUGCUCGUGGCUGGUCCCUAUUAUCUGGUCCAGGAGACCCAGCAGGCCCUGCGUUCAGCUCUGGUCUGUCUGGUGGUAGACACGUUGGUUCUAGAUGGACCAGGGGCUCAACGGUACUUUAAGGCAGAGGGUAGAGUGGCCAAGGAGCUGGUAGAAAGCUCCUGUCAGGUUCUUAUCAGAGAACAGCAAAGUCUGCAGUCGCCGUGGCCUCUGGUGCUUCAUGGCACCAGAAGCCCCGUGAGCGCAGCACCCCGACCUGUCCACGGACUGAGGAGCAUGGCUGCUGGGAGUCUUGCUGUCAACAAGCCAAGUCUGGAGAUCAAGCUUGGCAGUUUGGAGGAUCAGCAGGGGAAUGUGUUGGUGGUCCCAAUGCUCAACAGGAAGCUGACUUCUACUAAAAUUGGCAAAAGACUGUUGACUAAAGCCGGGAAUGAAAUCCAGUGGAAGUUUGAUUUAAUGGCAGCGACUGUCGCCCUCUAUCCCGGCGAUGUUCUGCAGGUCGAUGCUCCUCCAUCUCUGGGCUGCUCCAAGCUCUUCUUCGUUGAGUGCUUGCCGUGGGAUGGAGUCAGUGGGAGGAGCGUGCAGGUGCUCAGCGCUGGGCUGAAGAAGUGCUUGGACCUUUGCGUACAGCAGGGUUUGUGCUCAGUGGCUUUCCCCAUUAUCGGACAUGGAAUUGUUUUGAAAUACCCGCCGAAAGAAGCUGUUCAGGUGCUGACAGACAACAUUCAGCAGUUUGGAUUAACUGCGUCCGCUGGGUCUCUUUCCACCAUCCACAUCGUCAUCAAACCAGACUAUCCUGACUCUGAGAAGUGCUACUAUGAGGUCUACCGUCACCUCAGCUCAAGUAUGAACCAGGGAGGCCACGCAAUCUUCAAGUCCCUCACCAGUGACCUCGAUGACCUCACAAUGACAGUGGGAGGCGGAGUUAAACUGAAGCUGGUGUUUGGUGACAUCACCAAGGAGACCACCGAUGCUGUGGUGAACACGACAGACUUCACUAAUUUUCAGAACAGUGUGUGCAGAGCCAUCUUAACCGCAGCUGGACCAACGGUGGAGGCUGAACUCAAAGCAGGAAAAGUGAGCCGAGGGAAUGUUCUUGUAUCCGGUCCGGGAUUGCUCCCUUCUUUAGCCAUUUUUCAUGUCAGUGGUGAAAAGGAUGUAAAACUCAUUGAACAACUGGUGCUUCGCAUCGUGGAAAACUGCCAAGCGUUCUGGUUCAGGUCUGUCGCCAUUCCCGCCAUCUCUGCUGGGGCAGCCGGGCUGGACCCUCAUCUCGUGGCAGGCGCCAUCCUCCGAGGGGUCAGGAAGGCCACUUCGUCCACUCUCGCUUGUCUCACGGACAUCCGCAUCGUCCUCAGUAAAAUGAAAGUCUUCUUGGCCUUUAAAGAAGAAGCGUUGCAAAUGUUUUCCAGUGCUGUAAUUGACAGAGUGUCAGUACCUCCGUCGCCUCGUGCACAACCAGGGCAGCAGGCCCCUCCGUCUGAGAGCGCAGAUCUAAGCGGCCUGUGUACCAGAUCUGCAGGUCAGCAGUCCGUCUUCUUGUUCCUGGGUCUCUCCAGAGUGGACGUCCACGACGCCAUGACAAAGCUGAAGGAUGUGUAUCACGCUCAGUGCUCCACCAAAACCUUUAAGGAGGAGGAGCUGGCAGGUCUCACCCAGGACAACAUCGAGGAUCUGAAGCAGCUGGUUGAGCUUGAGGGUCUGUACGUUCAGAGGGAGCAGCCCGACCGGGGCACCUUGGCAGUGAGCGGGUUAAAAGAUGGGGUCAACACGGUGAUGCAGAUGAUCAACGCCUCCCUGCAGGACAGCCUCAGAAGAGAGGUGAGAGUCAGGGAGGAGGAGGAUCUCUUCAACCGUGUGGCCUGGUGCAUCCAGCCACAUGGCGGCAACUGGGAGAGACUCCCCAAAACCGCCAAUCACAACCUGGAAAACAACCGAGUGGCAGGAGGCAUCACGGACGCACAGAACACCAAGUGGUCCGUGGAUCCCCGGAGGACGGAGGCCACGAAUCGGUCCACCGGACAAACGGCCAAGCUGAAGCGACUUGAGCAUCUCUCGGACUUCACUUUCCCGCUCUACUGGGACAACAUGGCUGCCGGUGAAGCUUUCAAAAAGAUUCCUCUGCAGCCUUCUUCUGCAGAGUACCAAACGGUGAAGGAGGGCUUCUUACGAACUGUCCAGAAGACUGUGAUGAAGAUUGAGCGCUUGCAGAACGUCCACCUGCGACGCGCCUACGAAGCGCAGAAGAAGCACAUCUGUCAUAAGAACAAACAGCGGGUUGAAGCGGGGGAAAAGCUUCUGUACCACGGGACGACUCAGGACAACUGCGACUCCAUCGGGAAGACCGGCUUCAACAGGAGCUUCUCUGGGCAGAACGGGACCACAUACGGUCAAGGAACGUACUUCGCAGUGGACGCCAGCUACUCAGCCAACCUGACCUACUCCGCGCCGGCCCCCGACGGUUCCCAGUUGAUGUUCGUGGUGCGGGUCGCGACCGGCAUCUACACUCGAGGCCAAAGCAACAUGAGGACUCCUCCCACUCGCGGCGGCCAGCAUUCCCACGAGCGCUACGACAGCGUGGUGGACAACACGGACCACCCCAGCAUGUACGUGGUGUUCCACGAUAACCAAGCGUACCCGGACUACCUCAUCACCUUCAAGUGACCACGAGAGGGCGCAGGGGGAGGAGGAGAUCUUUGUGUACUUACUGUUUGAGGGUUAUGAUGCUUUGUGUUAUAUGUUAGUAAGACUGACUUGAGGCAGCUUUGCAUCUGUUUCUUUAGUGAUGUCAUUGAUGGACGCUCUUUUUUUGUACAACUUUUAGUUUGUGGCUCAAGUUAAAAUGGAAUGAUCCCGACAAAUUAUGAGCACCGACUCACUUAAACACACUCAUGGAAGGAUGCAGAUAUUACUCUUUUAUUUGGUUGAUAUUUGCAUUUGUUUUGGCACAGAGAAAGAUGGGCUUCAUAUAUAAAGGUGGAAACAGCUGUUUAGCCAGAAACCUCAAUAGUUGCAUAGUGCCUUUGAGUUGAUGCUGCUAAUCAAUAUGUUAUUUGUUGAAUGGAACAAAGCUUGACAUGGGUUGUUUGUAUCUCAUAUCCACCAAACAAAAACGUAGUUUGUUUUUCUGUAAUUCUGGUGUAGAUUAAUUAAUUUAAAAGAAAGUUAUAUCGUGAGUGUGUGAAUUCUGAGAGUGAAAUAUCUUCACUACUUGGAAGCUGUUUAUUAUCCCUAUGAGGUGUAUUGAAUGGGGGAGGGAAUAAAGUACUAAUCAUUAAUUCCCUUUUACAACCCCAAAUAAAUACGUUAAUUAACA
Gasterosteus aculeatus aculeatus (three-spined stickleback) is the source of this 5069-nucleotide messenger RNA. RefSeq names its product protein mono-ADP-ribosyltransferase PARP14. Gene Ontology annotation, biological process: protein poly-ADP-ribosylation; negative regulation of gene expression. Gene Ontology annotation, cellular component: nucleus; cytoplasm. Gene Ontology annotation, molecular function: transcription corepressor activity; NAD+ poly-ADP-ribosyltransferase activity. The record is from RefSeq and is a predicted model, not a curated record. NCBI's taxonomy places the organism in Eukaryota, Metazoa, Chordata, Actinopteri, Perciformes, Gasterosteidae.